This is a messenger RNA of Lolium perenne, 2225 nucleotides long. RefSeq lists its product as uncharacterized. The record is from RefSeq and is a predicted model, not a curated record. Gene Ontology annotation, cellular component: P-body. Gene Ontology annotation, biological process: deadenylation-dependent decapping of nuclear-transcribed mRNA; positive regulation of catalytic activity; deadenylation-independent decapping of nuclear-transcribed mRNA. Lineage: Eukaryota; Viridiplantae; Streptophyta; Magnoliopsida; Poales; Poaceae. Gene Ontology annotation, molecular function: enzyme activator activity; mRNA binding.
AGAGCAGCACCGCUUUUCCAACCCAUUUCCCUCGCCAGGCCAGCGAGAUCACCUGCCUCCUCUCCAUGCGGCUCCGACCAAAACCCCCGACCCGAAGCCGCGGGGCCGCCGCUAGGGUUUCCGGCGCCGGCGUCCAUCCUCCCCCGCCGCCGCCCAUGGCGCGGGGCGGGUACGGGAGGCGCAAGGUGACGCCGAACCUGGCGGCGGACCGGGAGGGCACGCGGCUGCUCAACCUCACCGUGCUGCGCCGCCUCGACCCCGCCGUCGCCGACAUCCUCAUCACCGCCGCGCACGUCACCGCCUACACCUUCGACACGACCAACACCCAAUGGAGCCGGAAGGGCGUGGAGGGGUCGCUCUUCGUCGUCAAGAGGAACACCCAACCCAGAUUCCAAUUUGUCAUCAUGAAUCGUCGAAAUAUAGAAAACCUGGUUGAAGAUCUCUUGAGCAGUUUUGAAUACCAGGUGCAAAAUCCUUACAUAAUAUACAGAAAUGCUGCAGACGAAGUUACUGGAAUUUGGUUCUAUGAUCCUGAGGAAUGUGAAGAAGUGGCACAACUUUUCAGUAGGAUACAUAAUGCAUUUUCCAGGGCGUCCCCAAAGGAAAUAGUUUCUGCAACUAAAAGGACACAUAAUGCAUUUUCCAGGGCAUCCCCAAAGGAAAUAGUUUCUGCAUCUAAAAGUUUCAGUGAUUUUGAAGAGGUGGAAGUUGCAUCUUCUGUUUCUUCGUCUGAAGAUACGCAAGAGCAGCCAACAUCAUCUAGCAUGGUACCCAAUGAUGCUGGACAUAAUAUAUUGUCAGCUUUGUUAAAGGCAGCUGCAUGCGUUGGUGCACCCACGGGUGCAACAGAUCCAGUACAGUCAAAUCAAGCUAUCAGGGCGGUUACUUAUUCUAGGCAGCAUAGUCCUGUUUCAUCACAGUCUCCUGCCCUGCAUGAUCUGCUUCCUUCACGAACAUCAUCGGCUACCGUGGUGCCCCCAGAUGCUCAUGUAUCCACCAGUGCUCGUACUACUCAACCUUCUAAUCUUACAGAACAAUUACUCUUUCCUCAGAUUCCCAUCCCAUUUUCGCAACCAACAACAGCCGAUGCUGCUUUUGCAUCCUCUGCUCCGCCUCCACUUCAUCCUCCUUUUGGCAUUCAGCACCGGCAGAGUACUCCUUUGCACCAGCCCCUUCCAUUAUCCUCUGCUCCUCCACUUCAUCCUCAGCACCAGCAGAGUGCUCGCUUGCUCCAGCUCUUUCCACAAUCCACUGUCCCCGCUCCACUUCAUCAUCAGCACCAGCAAAGUGAUCCCUUGCUACAGCCCUUUCGACAAUCCCCUGCCCCCCCUCCACUUCAUCCUCAGCACCGGCAAAGUGAUCCCUUGAUACAGCCCUUUCGACAAUCCCCUGCCCCCCCUCCACUUCAUCCUCAGCACCGGCAUACACCCUUGGCCCAGCCCUUUGCACUAUCCUCUGCUCCUCCACUUCGACCUCAGCACGGGCAGACUGGUCCCUUGGCCCAGCCCUUUGCACUAUCCUCUGCUCCUCCACUUCGACCUCAGCGCCAGCAGAGCGCUCCCUUGCUCCAGCACUUUGCACAACCCACUGCCCCCCCUCCACUUCAUCCUCAGCACCAGCAGAGCGAUCCCUUGCUCCAGCCCUUUCCACAAUGCAGUGUUCCCCCUCCACCAUAUGGCGCACUGUUACUUCAGCCAUUGCCACCGCCUAAUCCUUCCCCGCUGCUUGCCCCGACAGCGUCGCAUGGCCCAAUACUUUCAAGAGACAGAGUCAGGGAUGCGUUGCUGAACCUUGUGCAGAACGAAGAUUUCAUCGAUAUGUUCUACUGGGAGCUUAUAAAAGGGAAGCGGUAGCCUUGAAGUUGAGAAGACGGACAUGUCUAUGACAGGCUUGGUUUCACUUGCGUUUCAGGUGGCGCGUUUUGUCAAAGCCUGCACAGAUUGAUGUGUACCUUGUAGAGGCUAACAUAGUUUUAGACAGCAGCGUCGAGUACUCUUUUUUAGCUGUAAUCUUGGUGCGGAAAACGAAGUGUGGCUCCGGAUAUCUGAGAUUGUAUAUCCUACCCGCUGACCAACUGGAUCAGUUUAGUACGUAGAUGCAUCUGCUAUGAAUAUAUGUACUACAGUAGAAGUGCUUGAACGAUCACUAAAAUCAACAUGCUACAGACUACAAAAACAAGAGUAGACAUCUGAUCAAUCAACAUGCUACUCUAGUUGAAGCUGCAA